Molecule: messenger RNA, 1652 nt
Organism: Dufourea novaeangliae
Lineage: Eukaryota; Metazoa; Arthropoda; Insecta; Hymenoptera; Halictidae
Product: probable cytochrome P450 6a13
Exons: 5
Coding region: 90-1652 (520 amino acids)
Molecular function (GO): iron ion binding; monooxygenase activity; oxidoreductase activity, acting on paired donors, with incorporation or reduction of molecular oxygen
Source: RefSeq, a predicted model, not a curated record
UCAAACUAUGAUUAAACACCGUGAAUAAAAAAAGAAGAAUAAAGUUUCAAAUUGUAAAUCAAGCAGGAUUCACAUUUUUGUUCUUCAAGAUGUGGAGUGUAGUGAUGAAAUUCUUGGAACAGUCGUUGCUGCUGGGACUAUUCUUAGGAGUUUUCUACUACUUCUUCACUUCGACGUUUGAUUUCUGGAAGAGCCGCGGCGUACCAUUUCGAAAACCGACAGUGCUUUUUGGCAAUUUUGCUCCUAUGCUUCUGUUUCGGAAGUCUUUACCAGAAGGCAUUAAGGAGAUGUACGAAUGGUUUAGGGACGAACGAUUCUUUGGAGUGUUUCGAGUCAGAUCGCCUGUCUUGAUCUUACGAGAUCCAGAUUUGAUCAGGAAUAUCUGCGUGAAGAAUUUUUCCAGUUUUUCUAACCGCGGUAUACCGGUGAAUUCUCAGGACCCAUUAUCUGCUCAUCUGUUCAACCUAGAGGGGAAAAAAUGGAAGAGUCUCAGAUCGAAAUUGACACCAGCCUUUUCCUCCGGCAAACUGAAAAGGAUGUUCUAUCUUUUAGCAGAGUGCAGCGAAGAAUUUCGGAAAUUAAUCGAUGCGUCUUCGAAAACCGAUGAGUCAAUCGAGGCUCGCGAAUUAGCGGCGAAAUUUACAAUAGACGUCAUCGGUAGCUGCGCGUUCGGCAUACAAAUGAACGCUCUAACCGAUGAAGAAUCCGAAUUCCAUAGGGCAGCGAAGAAACUCUCUAAGCCAAGUUACAAGGCCACACUGUGGAGGAUGCUCAGAACAGCUAUGCCAAAAUUGUAUAAACUUCUAGGUGUACAAGUGAUCGAUCCUGGGGUGACCAAAUUCUUCAAAGACGUCGUGUCACAGAUGAUUAAACAGAGACAAGAGCACUCUGUCAAGAGAUACGACUUCAUGGAUUUGUUGAUCGAACUGAAGGAGAAGGGUACUCUGGAAAGUGAUAUCGGAAACGGGCAAACCUGCAACGAAGAGGACGCAGAGACAACUGAAGAAAUAGAACUGGACGAGAACAGUAUUGCCGCCCAAGCGUUUGUGUUUUUUGCCGCCGGUUAUGAAACAUCAUCGAAUACAAUCGCGUUUUGCCUUCACGAGCUAGCAUUAAAUGCUGAAAUUCAAGAAAAAACGAGGCGCGACAUUCACGACGCCAUUAACAGCAGAGGCAGCAAAUUAACUUAUGACGCCAUCCAGGACAUGAAAUAUCUUGACAUCGUUAUUGCAGAGACUUUGAGGAAGUAUCCUCCGGCAUCGCUCUUAUCCCGCAGGUGCGAAUCCCAGUAUCAAAUACCUGGUACAAAAGUUGAAAUACCAUCAGGUAUGCGAGUAAUAAUACCAAUCUAUGGGCUUCAUCAUGAUCCAGAUUAUUAUCCGGAUCCCGGAACAUUUGAUCCUGAAAGAUUUACGGAAAAAAAUAAGCGAACGAGACAUCCCUAUACGUAUCUUCCAUUUGGGGAAGGACCACGGAACUGCAUAGGAAUUCGAUUUGCUCUGCUGCAAAUUAAAGUAGGAAUAAUUUCGUUUCUAAAAAACCAUCGAGUGGAAUUCUGUGAAAGGACAACUGUGCCAAUAAAAUUCAGUAGGCGAAGUCUUGUAACGAGGAGCGAAAAAGGGGUUUGGCUGAAAAUCGUACGGACUUAUUAA